This is a messenger RNA of Bursaphelenchus xylophilus (pine wood nematode), 1218 nucleotides long. The record is from the annotation of a GenBank genome assembly. NCBI's taxonomy places the organism in Eukaryota, Metazoa, Nematoda, Chromadorea, Rhabditida, Aphelenchoididae.
AUGGAACAAGUCGAUCGACUGCCAGGAUGUAGUGCCGUUAAACCUAUUAUUUAUGGAAACUCUGCUGAGAAACUACCUAUAAAAACAGCACAAGAACAUACUCAUAAAUGGAAACUGUUUGUUAGGCCAUACUGUGAGGAAGACAUCUCCAAAUAUAUCAAGAAGGUCCAAUUCAGGCUUCAUGAUUCUUAUACGAAUCCGAUUCGAAGUAAGAAAACUUAAUGCGGCGUUAUGCUAAUCUUAAUACUUCUUAUGCUUAUUAGAACAGUGUUAGGCUCCAAUUUAUGUAAUUUAUUCUUAUGGCGUCUUUAUAGCAAUAAGCAAUGUGUUUAGCUAUUGAGGCACCACCUUUUGAAGUGGAGGAGACUGGAUGGGGAGAAUUCGAAGCUGGGAUCAAGUUAUUCUUUGUCGAUCCUAAUGAGAAGCCUGUAAGUUGAGUUUUUUGACUUGCUAACUCAUCCGUCUUCUAAGGUUAAUGCGGUUUACUAUCUCCGGCUUUUCUCUCCGAUGGUUAAUAUUCCAGAUGGAAAACAGGUUGUUUUGUACGAGCAUUACGAUGAAAUUGUAAGUGUUUUUGCUUCUCCGUUGUUUGACGUCCGUUUGGGGAAACAGUAGGAUUUAUUUGUAUCCUAAUAAGGUGUAAUAGACAGUAUAAUAUAUAGAGACUAGUGGACAUACAAAACUGUUUAAGAGAAACAAUUCUUUGGUGCUGUCUGGAACAUUGGGAUGUCAGUGAGUUUUUGGUUAGGUUUAGAUCGGCGAGCGGUAAAUGUCCAUUCUAAUUAAUAAUGUCGCCGGGGUUGUGCUUUAGAAUUGGCUAACUCUGUGUUUCAAAUUGCCAAGCUAACUGUCGCUGAUUGGCGGUUUCUGUUUUACUAGUUCACCUUCUUUAUUAUCAUAGCGAUGAUCUUCCAGAUAUUCGUUGAGCCGACCAAGGUGAUGAUGAGAGCUUUGGAAGAGGGAUCUCGCGACAAGCCCAUCAAAUCGGUAACGGAUUGUAAGUUAAUGUCUGUAUCGAAUAACCUUUCCAUUCUAGUCCAACAGCAGAAGAUUCUUUUGAUUGAUAAAUUAAACAAUGCGAUAAAAGAAGUGACUGCAGAAAUUAGUGAUCUGAGGGAGAGUCUCCGGCAGAAUUGUUUCCAAUCAGAGUCCAAGAUGGCUAACAGUUCGCGAGGGACGUCGGUGGAUGGAUCAGUCGAUUCCAGCAUGGAUCACUAG